UCUAGCCGCCCUGGUGGUGUUCCCAAGUGUAGCUCGGGGUUAACUUCUAGUACCAAAAGUGGUAACCCCCCCUGAGCUACACGGGAAUACCUUGCAGCGUUGCUCAGGGAUUAUUAUUAUUUUACCUUGUCCUGCGCUCCCGCGAUGUCCCCCCUGCAGUGUCCCCGGCAAUGUCCUCCGGCUGAUGCCGGCAUCUGUCUUCCGGGUUCCGUUCCCUGCGACGUCGGGACGUACGGGGGACGGAACUGGCGGGAAAUUUGAAAAUGACAAAAAGUGACAU
This is a messenger RNA of Staurois parvus, 280 nucleotides long. The record is from the annotation of a GenBank genome assembly. NCBI's taxonomy places the organism in Eukaryota, Metazoa, Chordata, Amphibia, Anura, Ranidae.